GACCGCGCUGUCUUCUUCUUCCUCUCCCGUUAACUCGGCUUUUCUCGCCUUACAGCUCCGCGCGCUUCCCCGGGCCCAGCGUUCUCUCACCCUCUAUCUGUACGGAUUUACACAGAAACGACAGGACAGUGAUGUCGGAGUACAGCGCGGUGCCGCCGCCUCCCGGAGCAGCAGCAGCACUGGGACCCGGCGGGGUGAAGAAGGACGCGUUCGCGGACGCGGUGCAGCGCGCGCGGCAGAUUGCAGCUAAGAUCGGUGGAGACGUUGCAAGCGGCCCUGUGAGCAAUAAUGGUGGUACAGAGGGGUAUCCUUUCUCAGCACAGAAACGAUCGCUGGAGGAUGGAGAUCAGCCGGACAGUAAACGGAUGGCUCCUCAGUGUGAUCGCGACAACGCUACAGCACUGUCUAUCAGUGCUCAGCUGGCUGCGCUCUCUCAGCAGAGCGGACGGCCGUCUGCUCUAACGGAGGAGUACAGGGUUCCUGACGGCAUGGUGGGCCUCAUCAUUGGUCGAGGAGGAGAGCAGAUCAAUAAGAUCCAGCAGGAGUCGGGGUGUAAGGUUCAGAUCGCACCUGACAGCGGCGGUUUACCCGACCGAAGUGUCUCUCUCACUGGGCCUCAUGACGCCAUACAGAAGGCCAAGAUGCUGUUAGAUGACAUUGUGUCGCGGGGGAGGGGCACACCACCCACCUCCUUUCAUGAGGCCAACGGUAGCAGCCACAUGCAGGAGAUGAUCAUCCCGGCGGGAAAAGCUGGCCUUGUCAUUGGCAAAGGAGGAGAGACCAUCAAGCAGCUCCAGGAGCGAGCUGGAGUGAAGAUGAUUUUGAUACAGGAUCCAUCUCAGGGACCAAACAUUGACAAACCCCUUCGUAUCAUUGGAGACCCCUACAAAGUGCAGCAAGCAAGGGAGAUGGUGCAGGAUAUCCUACGUGAGAGGGAUCAGUUUGGAGACAGGACUGAAUACGGCUCCCGCAUGAGUGGAGGAAUAGAGGUUCCUGUGCCGCGUCACUCUGUGGGCGUGGUGAUCGGGCGAAACGGAGAGAUGAUCAAAAAGAUACAGAAUGAUGCAGGAGUCAGGAUACAGUUCAAACCAGAUGACGGGAGUGGACCCGAUAAGGUCGCCCACAUCAUGGGGCCUCCUGACCGCUGUGAGCACGCAGCCGGCAUCAUCAACGAGCUCCUACAGAGCAUCCGUGUCCGAGAGGAAGGAGGAGGAGGAGGGGGACCUCCUGGUCCUCCUGGCACAGGUAUGCCUCCAGGUGGGCGUGGUAGGGGGCGUGGCCCAGGUAACUGGGGUCCCCCAGGCGGUGAGAUGACCUUCUCUAUCCCCGCCCACAAAUGUGGCCUGGUGAUUGGUCGAGGAGGCGAGAACGUGAAGUCGAUCAAUCAGCAGACGGGCGCGUUUGUGGAGAUCUCGCGCCAGCCGCCACCCAACGGAGACCCCAACUUCAAACUGUUCACCAUCCGGGGGAACCCGCAGCAGAUCGAUCACGCCAAGCAGCUUAUUGAAGACAAGAUCGAGGGUCCUCUGUGUCCCGUAGGUCCCGGUCCCGGUGGUCCUGGUCCAGCCGGCCCCAUGGGUCCUUACAACCCAAAUCCAUAUCAGCCUGGACCUCCAGGAGCCCCACCACAUGGAGGUCCUCCAGGUGCCCAUCAGUACCCCCCUCAGGGUUGGGGAAAUGCCUACCAGCAGUGGCAACCGCCUGCACCUCAUGACCCCAGUAAAGCCGCAGCGGAUCACAGCGCUGCCUGGGCAGCGUAUUAUGCGCAGUAUUACCCGCAGCCAGGCGGAGGAGCGAUGCCCGGACAGACACCCAGCGCACAGCCCGCCGCCCCCACCCCCGCCGACCAGAACCAAGCAGCUCAGAACACGGGGCAGCCCGACUACACCAAGGCCUGGGAGGAGUACUACAAGAAAAUGGGUGAGACUCAAGCAGGCGGUGGAGCUGCUCCAGCAGCAGGUGGAGCUCCAGCAGCGACAGGAGCAGCAGGACAGACUGACUACAGUGCCGCUUGGGCCGAGUACUACAGACAACAAGCAGCGUAUUACGGCCAAAACCCACAGAACCCCGGGCAGCCUGCCGCUACGCAGCAGGGCCAACAGGCGCAGUAAACCUGGCCACUCCCACUUCCUCCCCAGUGACGUCUGCCCCUUUUGCUUUUCCCUCCUCUCUUCGUCUUCGUUGUCGCUCGCAGAUCGUCGCUUGUCCUCCUGCAACCGACGACCGGACACGAACGAACACCCCGUAAAUGAUUAGUUUCUCUCUCACUCUGUUUUUGUGUCAUUUCUCUUCUUACAGAAAUGGACUAAAACCAAGCAAGUAGCUGCCUUUUUUUUUUUUUUUUUUUUAAACCCCCUCUUCAUCGCUUAUCCUCUUCCUCCUCUAAAUGUGCUUAAACAUCCGUCACCAGGGAAACGAAAGGGAACGCUUCUGAAUCAUUGUCGCCUCCCUAAAUGGACUCGCACUUCACUGUUCUUCUUUUCUCUCUUCAUUAAGAUGUUAUUACUGCAUCUGAAACUGUACAAAAAUUUUGGUUUGUUUUUAGAUUUUUAACUUUGUUUUAAAAAUGGAAAUUGGUUAAAGGUUGGAACAUUCCCAGUAUUUUUUUUUUUUCUUUCAUUCAGAGCUUUUUUAAGUGUUUUUUUUUUUUUUUUUUUUUUCCUUCUUUUUUUUAAUCUCGUGUGUGUUCAUCUGACACACAUCUACUCCUCCCCUCCCCUGUCUUCCUACCAGGUUCAUGAAGCUCUGAUAUUAUUAUUAUUAUUAUUAUUAUUAUUAUUAUUAUUAUUAUAUAGGUUAUAUAUAAUUUUUUUUUUUUUUACUGCUUGUUUUUAAAACCUUCACAAUAAAAAAAAAAAAGGAAAAACUUAAACGCAGACCGUUUUUGUCUUCGUUCACUUUGCUACUGAGUCAGCAGGGUGUACAGAACAUUUGUUUAUAACGUGGAAUCGACUCAUAAAUGUGAUCCAGCGUUUCACUCGAGACUGUAACCGAUUUCUUUUCUGUAAAACGUUUCAAUAAAAUCCGAAAGUCAUGA
Tachysurus vachellii is the source of this 3037-nucleotide messenger RNA. RefSeq names its product KH-type splicing regulatory protein (gene khsrp). The transcript has 18 exons. Gene Ontology annotation, cellular component: cytoplasm; nucleus. Gene Ontology annotation, molecular function: mRNA binding. Gene Ontology annotation, biological process: regulation of DNA-templated transcription. The record is from RefSeq and is a predicted model, not a curated record. The coding region runs from base 132 to 2111 and encodes 659 amino acids. Lineage: Eukaryota; Metazoa; Chordata; Actinopteri; Siluriformes; Bagridae.